AAGUCAUAAACUAUAACAGCAAGCGGUGCUCGACUGCUCGUCUGAAUCUGGAUGCCUUCCAGUGCUCUCCUCGCUGUUAUCUUGCAGCAAUGUCAGUAGUGCAGUAGUAUUCUUAGUGACAACUGGACGCAGUAUCAAAUGCGCGUGCCUGGUCUACUCCGAGCUUAACUCUGAGGCCAAAGGAAAAUGAGAAGCAGCAGCUAGACUGUCGCCGCCCACGUCCCAUGCACAUCAGCAAACGCGAGAGCGGCAUCGAAGGACGGUUGGGUUGGCCGUAGCUGCCUGAAACGGGGCUUCCGUGGCGAAUCCGGGCUGCCUUGGUGUCUUGGGUUGCAAGGGAAGGUGACGUGACCCGCCGCCUAUCCCUCCGCCUUCUGCCCCAACAACCAUGGAUGGCGCCAAGGCUCACGGUCCCGCACCGCCCGCACGCCCACGGCCGCCUCUGACGGACGAGUCAUUAGAACCUUCCGUCUUUGCUCCUGGUCGAUCUUUACUCGCUGAAUCUGGAUGCGGCCUGCAGAUGGCGUCCUCUGCUGGUAAUGGCAAGGAGAUGGCCGCGCUCGAGUCCGGCCAUGGGUCGUCCUCCUCCUCCUCCUCGUCGCCGGCCGCUGCUGCCAAGAUGACGGCGGUGGCGGGGAAACCGCGCCCCUUCACCUGGACAGGGCCUGCCAUUGUUAUGGGCUUCGAGUUGCUGGAGAGCAUCGCCUUCUCCGGCGUUGCGCUGAACCUGGUCAUCUACCUGGGCACCGUGCUCCAUGGCACCACCGCCUUCAACGCCGCCCACGUCGACACCUGGAACGGCACCACCUUCAUCGUCCCCGUCCUCGGCGCCUUCCUCGCCGACAGCUGCUGGGGCAAGUACAACACCAUCGUCGUCUCGCUCCUCUUCUACCUCGCCGGCCUCGUGCUGCUCACCCUGUCCGCGGCGAUCUCGCCCUUCCGGCCGUCGUCGUGCCAGGGGCUCUCGUGCCCGCCGGCCUCACGGACCCAGUUCUCCGUCUUCUUCGCGGCGCUGUACUUGACCUCCAUCGGCACGGGGGGCGUCAAGUCGGCGCUGCUCCCGUUCGGGGCGGAGCAGUACGACGACAGCAGCCCGGAGGAGAGCCGGAGGAAGCAGUCCUUCUUCACCUGGUUCUUCGGCGCCAUCAACCUCGGCAUCUUCGUGGCCGGGACGCUCGUGUCCUGGCUGCAGCAGAACGUGUCCUGGGCGCUCGGCUUCGGCGUCUCCGCGCUCUGCCUGCUCCUGGCGGCCGCGGGCUUCCUGGCCGGCACGCCCUGGUACAGGGUGCAGCUCCCCGCCGGCAGCCCGCUCAGGGACAUCCUCAGGGUGGUGGUGGCGUCCGUCAAGAAGAGGAAGACCAGGCUGCCUGCAGCCGCGGGUCAAGGUGACCUUGGCCUGCACGAGGUGGCGGAAGACGACGACCUGCAGAAGCUGGCGCACACCAAGGGGCUCAGGUGCCUGGACAAGGCCGCGGCGAAGGGCGGCGACGGCCGCGAAGGCCCGUGGAAUCUGUGCACGGUGAGCGAGGUGGAGGCCGUCAAGAUCCUGGCGCGCAUGGUGCCCAUCUGGGUGACGUGCGUGCUCUACGCGGCGUCCCUGGGGCAGAUGACCACCACCUUCAUCCAGCAGGGGAUGACCAUGGACAACAAGCUGCUCGGGAAGGUGAAGGUGCCGGUGGCGUCGAUGGUGUCGAUCGAGGUGGUGUUCAUGCUGCUGUGGGUGCUUCUGCACGACGCCGUCAUCAUGCCGCUCGCCAGGAGAUGGGGCCGAGCCGGGAGCGCCGGGCUGUCCCAGCUCCAGCGGAUGGGCGUGGGGAGGGUCCUGGUGGUUCUGGCGAUGGCGACGGCGGCGCUGGUGGAGAGCCGGCGGCUGCACGUGGCCGGCGCGGGCAGGAAGAUGGGCAUCGCGUGGCAGGUGCCGCAGUUCGUGCUGGUGGCCGGGUCGGACGUGUUCUGCGGGAUCGCGCAGCUGGAGUUCUUCUACGGGGAGGCGCCGGCGUCGAUGCGCAGCAUCUGCUCCGCCUUCUCCUUCCUCGCGCUGUCGCUGGGGUUCUACGUCAACUCGGUGGUGGUGACCGCGGUGGCGGCGCUGAGGCCCGGGUGGCUGGCGCGCGACCUCAACGAGGGGCACCUGGACUACUACUUCUGGCUGUGGGCCGUCAUCAGCGCCGGCAACCUGCUGCUCUACCUGCUGCUUGCCGCCCGGUACACGCCCAAGCAAGUCCUCCGCCACUCGCCAUAGCCGCCGGCACCGAGUUAGCUAAUGCACUGCUCCGUACUACUGUAUGAUGAAAUGUCUGAAUGAUGAUGUAACUUGGACACAUCACGCCGUAGAAGUCUUGCCGGAUAUAACUCUUGUUUUGUACAUGUUCAGAGAGUGUCGUUAACGUUAACUAAGCUGGGAGAUAUGUAAGGGCAAUUUUAUCUUUUAGCAAAACAAUGGGUGAAUGAUUUUCA
Molecule: messenger RNA, 2457 nt
Organism: Triticum urartu
Lineage: Eukaryota; Viridiplantae; Streptophyta; Magnoliopsida; Poales; Poaceae
Product: protein NRT1/ PTR FAMILY 8.3
Biological process (GO): transmembrane transport
Cellular component (GO): membrane
Molecular function (GO): transmembrane transporter activity
Source: RefSeq, a predicted model, not a curated record